AUGAUAUCGGUGCUGGAUUAUGUGCCAAGUUACCCUGAGUUCUGUGAAAAUUAUCUUCAAAGAAAUGUGCCCGCCAUCUUUCCCGCGAGCAUGACAUCCUCGUGGCCGGCGUAUCGACGAUACGUGCACAAAGACGGUGGCGUGCUUUGGGACGCUUUGCGUGCCGACUUUGGCGAUCAUGAUGUACCUGUUGUGAUCGAUAACCAAGAACGCAAAACAAUGCGGCUUGAAGAGGCCAUCGACCUCAUCACUGAAACGAAACACGCAGUGUAUAUUAAAGAUUGGCAUCUUGUUCGAUCUGCACGGACCCACUCGAGGGAUUCCCACUUUUUCUUGCCGUACAGCACACCUGCCCUCUUUGCAGAUGAUUGGAUGAACAAUGUAACUACCCUGGGAAAUCCCAGCGCUACAUACCCCAAUGCGUCAGACGCGUGGCUUGCGUCAUGUCAUGAUGCUUAUGAUCAGGACGAUUUCCGUUUUUGUUACGCGGGUACAACAGGUACCAUAACGCCCCUACAUCGUGAUGUUUGUAUGUACUGCGACACUAAUGCAGAUACCUCCUACUCGUGGUCAACCAACAUUGCAGGCCGCAAGAGAUGGCGAUUUGUCGCGCCGCAAGAUGCUUCACUUUUGCGUCGCUUUCCCGAUCAGCGCACAUCAGAACUUGCGUCAACGUAUGACGACAUGGAACGGCGUUACGCGAACCAUGAGCUUGGUGCAUACAAGGAUGGGUUUAGCGGCUGGCCUGGCUGGGCAGAGGUGCGUUCUCGUGUCCAUGUAGUAUACCAAGAACCUGGACAGACGAUAUUUGUGCCGUCGAAUUGGUAUCAUGAAGUCGAAAACCUCACCGACUGCCUAAGUCUGAACCACAACUGGUGCAACGCAUACAAUCUGCGGAGUAUGUACGAGUCUAUGGAGCAUGAGGUGGACGAUGUAACGGCCGCGCUCGAAGACGUACGAGAUAUGCUCCAGAGCCAGCCAGCCAAUCAGUGUCCAUGGCAGGCCGAAUUUGUAGCCAUUGUCCAGGACGUGGUGCGCGAGGAUGCUGGGUGGGCGUGGGAUGGUUUCUGGCGUAUGGUGUAUCAUAAUGUUGUACACCCCCCAUGCGAUGCCAUGUUCCGACCACCAGACGUCCGCCCCCUCAUUCGUGAGCUGCUGAGCCGAUUCCUGCUGCGCGCUGAAACGCCGUGGCUUGCCUCGUCCUCCACAACCUCUUGGCAACGUGUAGCGGACUGGCUGCAUGUGUCUCCUGUAGGCUGA
Molecule: messenger RNA, 1260 nt
Organism: Malassezia restricta
Lineage: Eukaryota; Fungi; Basidiomycota; Malasseziomycetes; Malasseziales; Malasseziaceae
Product: JmjC domain, hydroxylase
Exons: 4
Coding region: 1-1260 (419 amino acids)
Biological process (GO): negative regulation of gene expression; positive regulation of translational termination; protein hydroxylation
Cellular component (GO): cytoplasm; nucleus
Molecular function (GO): sequence-specific DNA binding; histone H4R3 demethylase activity
Source: RefSeq, a predicted model, not a curated record